Molecule: messenger RNA, 1710 nt
Organism: Auanema sp. JU1783
Lineage: Eukaryota; Metazoa; Nematoda; Chromadorea; Rhabditida; Rhabditidae
Source: the annotation of a GenBank genome assembly
AUGAUUUGUGCGACAUUCUCAAUUCUACUUUGUAUUGUAAUUGGACUACAUGAAUGGUCGAAGAGUAUGGGAGCAUGUCUCUGCAAAGAAAAGCGAAGACGAAGGAGAACAGAUGAUAGCGAAAGUGCUUCCAGUGGACCAGAAUUACGUCGCAGUGACUCAUCAUCUCGGCGAAGGUUCAGAAGGCGUCGUAGUUUUGAUUUGAUCGAUACAAACGAUGAUCAGAGCGGUGCAAUCAGUGGCACUCAGUGGAAAACAAUCGAAAGUGAUAUUCGUGAACUAAUUCGGCAAACGUUACGAGUAAUAAGAACUCUAGUCAAUAAUGAGCAAGAACCUCCUACUUCGCUUCUUAAAUUAAACCUACUGGCAGAUAAAGAGAAUGGAUGGAUUAUAGUUGUUAAAGCUUUAAUUGAUACAGUUCCUGAUGAAGAUUCUUUAGGGCCUGCAGUAAUUACAUUAUUCCUUGAUGAAUGCCCGUUACCAUCUAGGGAUACAGUUCAUCGAUUGCUAUACUCGCUCAACUUACCAGAAAGGAUAAAUGAUGAUCCAGGAUGGAACAAGAAUGCUUGUAUAGUCCUAGGAUCAUUAGCCGAAAAGUUAGCCGGUUCCAGUAGUGUUGGCAUGUGCACUCAAAAAACGCUGGGAUAUUUAAUUAAUAAUCUCGCUCCACAUAAUCCCAAACAAGUUAUACUAUUCUCUUUAUUAGCAUUAGAGAAGUUUGCUCAAACUAGUGAAAAUCAAAAUAUGAUUGUACGAAAUUUCGAAUCUCGGGAAGAACAUCCUUUGGAGGUCUUGGAAAAAUGGUUGCAUGAGCCUUCUCUUAGAAAUGAUUGGUUAGCACAUCAAGUAGCGUUUUGUUCGCAAUGGUCCUUAGAUAAUAUAUUUGUCCACAGUAAUCGAGUUUAUGCUUAUGAAACUACUGACGUGUCGAAAAUUAACGCAAUGCUUAAUCACGAGGAUGUGAGCGAAUAUUUAAAAAUUGGACCUAAUGGCUUAGAGGCUCGUUGUGACGUUUCAUCAUUCGAAUCAGUUCGUUGCACAUUUGAAGUUCUGGAAGGUGCAUGGUUCUACGAAGCCACGGUUCUCACUCCGGGAGUGAUGCAAAUAGGAUUUGCAACAAAAAGGAGUCUUUUCCUUAAUCACGAGGGGUACGGAAUCGGAGACGAUGAGUCUUCUGUGGCAUAUGAUGGAUGCCGGCAGCUUUUGUGGCAUAACGCAAAAUGUAGUCGUCAUGAGCAUCCUCCAUGGGAAGCAGGAGACGUUGUUGGUUGUUUAUUAGAUUUAACAAACGAGUUCAUUCUUUUCUAUCACAACGGAGUACCUCUUCAACGUCCGCACUUAGAGUUUUUAGCUCGUAGACCUCAGAAUGAUGGUGUGUUUGCUGCUGCAUCAUUUAUGUCUUUCCAACAGUGUCGUUUUAAUUUCGGAGCUAGCGAAUUCAAAUAUCCACCAGCGAUUCCUUUUCGAACUUUCAAUGUUGGCGGAUCCCCUCUGUCUCUUUCACAGAAAACGAUUUUGCCUCGUCGGCGGAGGUUAGAAUUGCUUCAACGUGAACCUAUACCCGAAGAUUACUGUACUAUAUGUUUUGCUAACCCAGGAAAUACUGUUCUGCGUCCUUGCGAGCACAGUGGUUUUUGUGGGGACUGUGCGAUGCAAAUGGAGCAGUGCCCACUGUGUCGUAGCACAAUUGAGUCAAGGCUUACAUUUUAA